AUGUCGAUUCCUGCUCAUGCACUCAGGAAGAAAAUCAGGGUCACAGUCGUUGCUGCGGAUGGUCUUUCUAAGCGCGAUGUAUUCCGCCUCCCAGACCCUUUCGCCGUAAUCACUGUAGACGCCGAACAGACACACACUACUAGCGUCAUUAAAAAGACUCUGAAUCCAUAUUGGAACGAGAGCUUUGAUAUCACUGUCAAAGACUCCUCUGUCGUCGCAGUCCAAAUAUUCGAUCAACGUAAAUUCAAGAGGCGGGACCAGGGCUUUCUUGGGGUGGUAAAUGUGCGCGUUAGUGACGUGCUUGACCUCGAGUUAGGCGGCCACGAGAUGCUCACGUUGGAUCUGAAAAAGUCUAAUGACAAUCUGGUUGUCCAUGGGAAACUUAUCAUUUAUUUGUCAACAAAUAUCAAUCAGCCUAUGAACAACCCAGGUCCUUCACAGGUUUCUGGAGUUACAGACGCUCUCGCGAAUAUGGGACUAAACGAGUCUAACCUAUCGCUUUCACCCAGUGCAGCUGUUAAUGGGAACGUGCUCUCCCGUACGCCUAGUUCUCACGCCACGGUCGCGGAGGCAGCAGUUUCUCCUCAUCUUUCAAUGCCUACUCCUCACUUGACGUCGUCGUCGUCAUCAACAGGGCCUGAACUUGAACACCACGUUUCCCAUUCGUCACAAAGUUCUCGGCCGGUUAGCACUGGAGCGGGAGCUGCCGCUUCAUCGCAAAGUUCUUCUGCGCAGCUGACCACAUCUUCUGGACCAUCCACAAAUAAUGCUCAGCGGAACUUUAACCCCAAUGUUGACCAGUACGGGCCUCUUCCAACGGGCUGGGAGCGUCGUAUUGAUCCGCUCGGCCGAACCUACUAUGUUGAUCACAACACUCGGAGCACUACCUGGAACAGACCUUCAAGCAACCAAACUGUUAACAGCAACGUUCAGGAGGGAGAGACCAAUGCUGCCAGAGAUCAGCAUUCACGACGUAUCCUUGCAGAUGAUAUGGUUGAUGCAAAUAAUCCUUUGAACGCUAAUGCGCAUCGCGCUUCGUCCACCACACCGCAGCCAACAGGUUCUCCAGCUGGAUCAGCAAUUGCUGCGAGCAACAAUGCAACCACUGCUGGGUCUGGAAGUCUGCCAGCCGGAUGGGAAGAGAGGUAUACUCCAGAAGGUCGCCCAUACUAUGUUGACCAUAAUACGCGCACAACUACCUGGGUGGACCCUCGUCGGCAAACGAUUAUUCGUGUGAUGGGUCCGAAUGGCCAAAAUACAGCCCUUCAGCCACAAACGAUAUCUCAACUUGGCCCCUUGCCUUCUGGUUGGGAGAUGCGAUUAACAUCCACAGCUCGCGUUUAUUUUGUGGAUCAUAAUACGAAAACCACUACAUGGGAUGAUCCGCGCAUGCCAUCUACACUGGAUGCUAAUGUGCCUCAGUACAAGCGGGACUUUAGGAGGAAGCUCAUAUACUUCAGGAGUCAGCCGGCUAUGCGGGCUCAGCCUGGAAACUGUCAAAUUAAAGUCAGACGAAACCAUAUCUUUGAAGAUAGUUAUGCGGAAAUUAUGAGGCAAACGCCCAAUGACUUGAAGAAGAGGCUUAUGAUCAAAUUCGAUGGCGAGGAUGGUCUUGAUUAUGGAGGCCUGUCCAGAGAGUUCUUCUUCCUUCUUUCGCAUGAGAUGUUCAAUCCCUUCUACUGUCUCUUCGAAUAUUCGGCACAUGACAACUACACGCUACAAAUAAAUCCAGCUUCUGGUGUAAAUCCAGAGCAUUUGAACUACUUCAAGUUCAUCGGUCGUUGUCUCGGCCUUGGGAUUUUCCACCGCCGCUUCUUAGAUGCCUACUUCAUUGUCAGCUUUUAUAAGAUGAUUCUGAAAAAGAAGGUGACCCUAUCCGAUUUGGAAAGUGUGGAUGCAGAGUUACAUCGCGGUUUGACAUGGAUGCUUGAAAAUGACAUUACUGACGUCAUUGACGAAACUUUUACGACCACAGAGGAACGCUUUGGAGAGAUGGUCAACGUCGAGCUUAAGCCUGGAGGUGGCGAUGUUACGGUGACGGAAGACAACAAGAAGGAUUAUGUUGAUGCUGUGGUCGAGUACCGCAUCUCCAAACGUGUCAAGGAACAAUUUGAGUCCUUCAUGUCCGGGUUUAGCGAAUUGAUCCCUCAGGACUUGAUCACUGUCUUCGACGAGCGUGAACUCGAGUUGCUGAUCGGCGGAAUGUCUGAGAUUGAUGUGGAUGACUGGACCAAAUUUACCGACUACCGCGGAUAUGAGAUGAAUGACGAAGUGAUUCAGUGGUUCUGGAAGUGCGUCCGUGGCUGGCCUCCUGAACGGAAGUCCCGGCUCUUGCAGUUCGCGACAGGCACGUCUCGUAUUCCCGUCAACGGAUUCAAAGAUCUUCAAGGGUCAGACGGUCCUCGACGCUUCACGAUAGAAAAGUCGGGUGAACCGUCACAGCUGCCGAAGAGUCAUACGUGCUUCAAUCGCAUCGAUCUUCCCCCUUAUAAAGACUAUGCGAGCCUGGAGCAGAAGCUGACGCUUGCUGUAGAGGAGACUGUUGGAUUCGGUCAGGAGUAA
This is a messenger RNA of Serpula lacrymans var. lacrymans S7.9, 2562 nucleotides long. RefSeq lists its product as uncharacterized. NCBI's taxonomy places the organism in Eukaryota, Fungi, Basidiomycota, Agaricomycetes, Boletales, Serpulaceae. Gene Ontology annotation, biological process: ubiquitin-dependent protein catabolic process. The coding region runs from base 1 to 2562 and encodes 853 amino acids. The transcript has 9 exons. Gene Ontology annotation, molecular function: ubiquitin protein ligase activity; protein binding. The record is from RefSeq and is a predicted model, not a curated record.